Molecule: messenger RNA, 10381 nt
Organism: Dermacentor andersoni
Lineage: Eukaryota; Metazoa; Arthropoda; Arachnida; Ixodida; Ixodidae
Gene: Amacr
Product: Alpha-methylacyl-CoA racemase
Biological process (GO): bile acid metabolic process
Cellular component (GO): mitochondrion
Molecular function (GO): alpha-methylacyl-CoA racemase activity
Source: RefSeq, a predicted model, not a curated record
UUUUGUAUUUUGGCUUUAUGUGAUGAUAUCUGACACUAUUAUUUUGCUGCGGAGCUUUUGCCAUGAAGUAAACACGAAAGCGAAGCAGCCGACAUUCAAGACGAGGAAACGAAACAGCCAGUGUGUUUGAUAACCAACGUAUCAACUGGGCGCAAAUUUCGCUUUGAACGCACUUGUCAACGAACUGCGUUUGCAUUACCUGACUGUACGGAAAGGUCUGUUAAUGCCGUGAUAGGAGGUAUCAGGGUGCUUUCACACAGCGAAAGCUAUCAAGAUACGUCGUGCCGGCACGGCCUUUCUUCAAGUCAUCAAGGAAGGUGUGUGAUGGCUCUCAAAGGAAUCCGAGUCCUCGAGAUGGCAGGGCUGGCUCCGGCCCCUUUCUGCGGCAUGGUGCUACGUGACUUUGGUGCUUCCGUUGUUCGAAUUGACAGGCCGAAACCGCAGUUCGAUGCAGAUCGUCUGUGUAGGGGCAAGCAAUCUAUCGUGAUCGACCUCAGGGAGAAGAAAGGGGUUGCUCUGCUGCAAAAGAUGGCCAACAACUCUGACGUUCUACUUGAGUGCUACCGUCCAGGUGUGAUGGAGCGCAUGGGUAUCGGGCCCGACGUGCUCCUGCAGUCCAACCCGCGGCUGGUAUACGCGCGCCUCACGGGGUUCGGUCAGACGGGGCCCUUCUCCGCCAUGGCCGGCCACGACAUCAACUACGUCGCACUUUCCGGCGUGCUGUCCAUGCUGGGCGCGUACGGCCAGAAGCCGCAGCCGCCGGUGAACCUGAUAGCGGACUUCGCCGGCGGCGGCCUGCUGUGCGCGCUGGGCAUCUGCAUGGCGCUCCUCGAGCGGGAGCGCUCCGGCAAGGGACAGGUCAUCGACGCCAGCAUGACUGAGGGCAGCGCGUACGUGAGCAGCUUCCUGUGGCGGACGCGCAGCUCCAAGAUGGCGCUGCCCAUCUGGAUCGACGACCGCGGAGGAAACAUCCUGGACGGCGGCGCGCACUUCUACAACGUGUACGAGACCAAGGACGGCAAGUACAUGUCGGUGGGAGCGCUCGAGCCACACUUCUACAAGAUACUCGUGGAAGGUCUGGGCCUGGACCCGGAGGAGGUGCCGCAGUUCUCCGAGUGGGACAAGUGCAAGGAGGCGUUCGCCAGGUCGUUCAAAACGAAGACGCAAGCCGAGUGGUGCGCCGUGUUCGACCUCACGGACGGCUGCGUGGUGCCCGUGCUGGACCACGAGCGCGCCUGCGAGCACCCGCAGAACGCGCACCGGCGGGCCUUCGUCGAGUGCAAGGACGGCCCGCCGGCUCCCCGUCCGGCGCCCGUGCUGUCGCGGACGCCCGCCGAGCCGGACAUGGAGGAGCCGCUUCCCGGCGAGCACACGAGGCAGAUCCUCAAGGAAAUCGUCGGGCUGAGCGACGCCGAGGUGCAGGGGCUGAUAGACGAACAAGUGGUCGCGGCACCCUCCUACGCGCUCAAGUCCAAGAUGUAGUUAACGCGACAAUAUACUAUAUGCACGCGGGGGCUUUUGUGAGGAGGGCGUCUCGUCGGUCACGUGCCCGGGGCUUCCGGUGUGGCUGCGAAGCUCCUUGAAAAAUGUAUCGUAUGGUUUAGUAUGGUGUCGAUCGACCCUGUAUGAUCGACACUCGAAUGCGCAUGCUGUAUACAUUCCUCUCUUUCGAGCUGGGUUUUCGCCAGCGCGUCCACUUCGAUACAGCCGCAGAGUAGGCGGCUGAUAACGUGAGGCUUCUGUGCGAGGUCCGCCUUAUGUUUUUUUUAGAGCGACGUGCGUUUUAUAGUCUUAAAGUCGAAAAGAGAUCUUGCGCUUACCACUGCACUGCCCUUGCUCAAAAAUUUUGCAGCAGGAUCCCAUUUUAUGGCGGCGGUUCUUUCAAAAUAACGCUUAGCACUGUUACUUGCCUAAUUUUUCAAGAAAAGAAAUUGCGAAUUUGCCUUCGUCUAGGUUGUCCACAUCGAAUGCCCCAGCAAUUAAAGGAAACCAAUCUCGAAGGCCAUGCUUUGCCGUGCUGCGAAGUUGAACGGCGGAACUGACAUAGCUGCCAUUUUUUAAACAUCGCCCACUGCGAGGGGCGCAGACGAAGGCAAUUUCGCAUAUUUUUUUUCUUGACUAUCAAGUCAGUCAAGCAACGGUGCAAAGUUAGGUGACGCCAACUCUCCUCUGAUUCAUGUCUUGCCUAGGUGGCGCUGCUAUCCGUAGCGCGAUGAAGAACGAGUGAGGAAUAUGAAAGAAAGUUAAUGGGCUGGGAGAGUGUUGAGGUGUCUGUACAGGAAAAACAUUGAUUCACAAUGGAGGAAAAGAACUAUGAAGCUUACAAGCAAGUAUGCGGCCUGUAGGGUGAGCAACACAGCAACAAAGAACGUCAAGCGGAAAGUCAAAGAGGCUGAAAUAAUCUCAUGAGUGGCGGACAUGGAAAAAAAAAAGAACCUGCCAUGAGGAAAAAAACUUAAGAGGAAAAAAACAAAAUCAGGAAAGAAACAAUUUAUGAUAACUCAAAGGGAAGCUCAAUACUUUUCGAAGUGGGAUCAGGAUGCCUUAGAACACGCACCUACAAAGCGAGAUAUAAUAAGGAAGAAGAAGCGUGUGCUUGGGCUGCGGUAAAGCUAGGGAAACGAUGGAAGCAUGUUUUAUUAAAAUGUGAGAAAAUCUGCCCAGCGGUCGAUUUAGGCACCAUUGGCCUCCUUGAAACCCUUGAGUUCAGCGAGAACAGGGGAGAAGUAAGCAUGUCCGCAACAGACAUUAGUAAGAGGCGAUUGGAAAAUUGGUGGAAGCAGGGAAACGACAAAAAACGGAGUCGUACAAAAGCAAAGUUCACAAUAGGGGGUAUGAAAAUUAGGUUGUGGGAGUUCAUCGUGUUUUUUUUUUUUUUUUUUUUUAACCUGGGUAGGACAAUAGACAGCAUAAUAGCAAGAGCUUAGUGGCGCAAACCACUGCCCCGUUCCAAAGGGGACGCUCAUAACAUCCAUCCAUCCUCGAUGCGCCCACCGCGCUGGGCCGUGCUGGCCGCGGGCAGCCUUUAGCAAUUUCUCUGCGACUUGUGUUGAGACGUGUAUUGUGUAUAAGACGUGUACGAGGUGUGACACACACACACAAAAAAAAAACGAGACUGGUCCAAUAACUUAUUGUACUUACUGAAUCAGUUUUCUGUGACGUUAUCACCAGUCCCCUUCAGCAUUCACACACUUCUGCAUUCGGUGCUGCCAUUGCUGGUAACCGGUCUGGAGCGAGGUUUUUGGAAGGCCCUUCAGGAGUCUCCGUUUUUGCCUGAACCUCUUCAAGUGAGGUAAAAUGGGUUCUCUUUAAGCAAGAUUUAACUUUAGGAAGUAAAACAAAGUCGCAUGGAGCCAAAUCAGGUGAAUAAGGAGGAUGCCCCAUCAUAGUAAUGUUUUUGCUGGUCAGAAAUUGCUUGACAGAUAGGGCCGUGUGAGCGGGUCCAUUGUCCUGGUGCAACAGCCAUCCAUCACUCCACAACUGUGACCUUUUUUUCCAAAUUUUUUUCACGAAGUCUUUUUAGUACUUCAGUGUAGUAGUGUUGAUUAACAGUCUGACCACUGGGAACCCACUCAAUCAUUACAAUUCCAUUAAUGUCGAAGAAGACAAUUAACAUUGCCUCGAAUUUUGAUUUUGACAUGCGUGCUUUUUUGGGUCUUGGGGAUCCUGAAGACUUUCACUGCAUUGACUGGCGCUUACUUUCUGGGUCAUAGGUAAAAAUGCAUGUCUCAUCACAUGUUACAACAGAUUCCAACAAAUUUGGCUCGUUUGCAAUGCGUUCUAACAUGUCCACACACACGUCUUUACUUCACUGUUCUUGGUCAACGGACAUAACUUUUGGGACAACCUUCGCACAAAUCUUCCUCACGUGUAAUUCGUCCGUUAAAAUGCGUCAAAUAGAUUCCCUAUCCAAGUGAACAAACUCCGCCACUGCACGAACACUUAAUCUUCGGUCACCCCUGAUCACAUCACGAACUUUGGCAAUGUUUUGGACUGUAAUCGCUGACCUUGGGCGCCCAACACGUUAAUCAUCUUCCACACUGUCCCUUCCCCCUGAAAACCGCUUAUGCCAUUCAAACACACGUGCACGAGACAAAGUUACAUCUCCAUAAGCCUCGGUUAUUAUUUGAAAUGUUUCCAUGGCUGAUUUCUUAAAGGGACCCUGAAACGAUUUUGGCGAUUUUCUACAAACGUACUGAGUCGUUAGAGUAGGUCCUUCUGAUCAUUAAUUGAUGCAUCUAAGUGCUCUGUGUAAAGCGUGUAAUUUAUUAUAAGGUAUUAAAAAUACACAUCGCUGCCGAUCGUAGCACACUGCUCGGCGGAAUUUUAAGCCGCCCCUACCCAUAUGAUGCAAAUAACCCAUAUGACGUCACGUGGGCGAGCUAUCUGAUUGGCUGACCAGGGCGCGUGGUCGAUAAUUUUUCCAACUGUAUGGUAAACAAAUAAUCUUCGUAAUAGUUGGAAUGUUAGUUCAUUUGUUUUUAUAAAAAGAAAGUAACAUAAAGAGAAUGCACAAGAACAAUUUUUCAGUACACUUCAGCACUUCCGGCACACAGCAAGUGUCGUCUGCUUGUGUUACAACGUACUCCAUUUUGACGAGAGCUCCGCGGUCAGAGUCGGUCUCAGUCUUUUCGCGAGCACUAUGAUUCGACUUUGUUGCCUUGUGGACUGCAAACCUAGCGACUGGCAAUAUGUCAAGCUGCGACAUCGUGUCCCUCUGCAAGGCAGUAUACAAGCGAACUGGCUGCUGCGCAGGGGACUGCCGGUAUCCGAUCGGCGCCAGGAUUUGCGCGUUUGUGGCCGUCACUUUACACCGGAAGAUUACUAACGCAAUACCGUUUCGCGAGUCCAGUAUUAGGGCAAACGCAAGCGCAAGGGGACAGGGUCUGGCCGCUUGACUGUGCCGGGAUGAGCCACGAGAUGAGCAGAAGGGCAAAUGUGAAUGGUCUGCACGGUGCAGCCACCUGGUGGCACAGCGCUCAACCAUACACAGUAGCAGCAACGAAGUGUAUUCUUCUUUGCUGCUGGUGUGUAUUUUUCGCAGGAGUGUAAUCAUCAACACGUUGAUUUAUAUAUGUUUAAAAUGCUUUACACUUGGUUAGAGCAAUAUUAGCGCUUUGUUUGACUGGUUAAGCGCUGCGCCAGCAAGUGUCUGGACCGUGCAGACCGAUCAGGCUGCUCACGUACGUCUAGGUUAAAGUUCCUUCAUCAGCUUGAGUUUAUGCCUCCAGUCAUUUGCCGAAAUGACCAGCUUGCCUGUUUUUAGCGGAGUACCGGACACGUUCGGCGCUACGACAGAAUGCUCGCAACGCACGCUGCUUCGAUAGCUCUCGGUCGAUGGCCAAGCGGCUAGCGGAAAGGUCUCGUGCGGGAGGGGGCGUGCUCCUAAACAACCGGAAGUGAACGAUGUGACGUCGCGUAGUGACGCUGAACCAGUGAAGGCGGAGCUUAGCGCUGCUCGUUCGGCGAGCGAGUUGAGGAGGAAAAGCAUAGCUAGGGAGGAGGGUAACUUCUAAUCGCUUGCAGCUCCAUUAAUACGUAACGCUUCACUUAAAUUGUGGUGCGAAUGUUCUACUGAAGCUGUACCCUACGCGCCUACAAAAUUUGUCCGAACCGUUUCAGGGGCCCUUUAAGUUUCACAAGAAACUUGAUGUUGAUUCGCCGUUCGGUUUUUACAUCAGACAUUUUUCCGGCAUAAUGCAGUUGCACAAAUUCACUUAAUGACGCAGCACUCCCAACUGGCGUGAUCGAUUCCGUCGAAACUGGACGCAUGAAUAGAGGAGAUGAGUGGGAUUACGUCAGCAAAACAGUUGUUGCCAACUCGACUCUUUUUUCAAGCUACACACUUAGUCUCGUUUCUUUUGUGUCACACCUCGUAUAAGUAUUCGGACGCGCUUCCAUGCCGAUAAGUUAAAAACACAAGUGAGGACUUGAUGCCCAUAGUGAAUAAAGUUCUACAUGCAGUUUCAGCUCUUGAUAGCGAUUGAUUAUGGCUCGAUAGGGAGGAAACUCGUGAUUUUCAUACGAUCUCCGAGCUCACGACGGCCAGCUCCAACUAAUGGAGGAGACAGCAGAAGCAGUCACGAACCUCAGCAAUCAAAUCCAGGUUGCCAAAACUACUUUUAUUGCACAUUGCAUUGAGGAAAUAGGAUUUCUUCUCAAUACAAAUCAGAGAAAUUGCCCAUAACUGAAACUAAAAGUCACUGAUAAAAAAAAAAGGGGAGUUGUAGCAAGUUUCUCAAGGCACAAUUUAGAGCACUCAACGCAGUUAUAGAAUUUUCAUUCGCUCCCGCGUUUCGUCCCGUUUUGUGUUCUGAGACUUGCGUAGAAAUGGAGCCUUGUAAGCACAUAGAACGUUACGAUUCUAUUCGUAAGUGCUGUUUUUGUUUGUUUGUUUGUUCAGGGCAGCCAACGAGGUUCAAGCUGGAGAAAAGAUACCAGAUCCAUAAAGCUGUCGCUUCUUACUUGCUUCACACUGAAGCAAUGGGUGAAAUUGUUAUCCAUUGAUGUCGCCAGUGCAUUCAGUUGAUCUGACGGAUAUAGAAGUCCUCCCCUGUCAACAGCAGUGGGGAGGGCUGCUUUCUUGGAGAGGUGCGAUGGAGCACUUGGGUACAUUGAUGGCACUGCGUCGCUUGUAAGCACUGGUCGAUCACGGGGAAUCUUGACCGUUUCGUCGUUGCCCACGUGCGUGAAUGCCGCACAACGUAUUGUUCGUGGAAGUGAAGCUCUUAGGGGGCUGAUUUCUCGUCGAGGAAUUUGUCAGCCUGGGGGACAGCCCGCCGCCGCGUUUCAGAACGUUCGGGGUCCUUUGGCACAGAAAACAAGAGUGAUACGCCUCCCGUCUUCCUUGACGAUACGUAACCGGGCGUGCAGUGAGGCGCAAAGCAGUGCGUUUGCUUCGCUUUCCUUACGCAAGGAUCCAUUUGACUGGAACAGGGCACGGAACCCAAGCCUACAUGCUAACGAGCAAUGUUUCACCACAAGGAAAACACCGCGAAAAUCACAUAUGCGCAACGUCGAACCGAGAAGACGACAAUCGCACGUGCCGCACAGAUAGCGGGCGAAAGAGGCGGAGGGGCUAGGAUAGAGAUUGCAAUGCUGACCGCAGCGCCACCACGGCCGCUGUGGUGGCCAACGUUACUAGAUGGCGGUAUGAAUCGAAGGAGCGCGCUUUUGCCGCGAACUACGGGCGUUGGCGCCACCUCUGCUUCUAGCGACCUAGCUGCAAAAUUUGAGCAGGAAUAACAGAGCAGCUGCAUCAAGCGCGAAUUUUUUAUUUUUAUUUUAAGAGAAAGGCGCACGUCCCUGUAUAUACAUUUGUUCGGUACCAUCCUUGAAUAAGCCUAACACAAUAGCUGAUUUUCAAAAGCACGGUGGUCAUGACGUGUUCUCGGCACCUGAAAUUGCUUCAGGCGUGCUUGCAUUCAGAAUAAGCACAUCUUUCGAGAUCCGGUUCCGUUACUUAGAGGGUGAGGUCGCAUGGGGCGUGGACUAGGACACCACCUAUCUACACCCGGUGAGGCCAUACUGUCCUCUCCCCCCUUCUCCCCGAGUGUUGUUACCCGGGUGUCCUCCUUCAGUACCCUUCUUUCUAUGCGGUAAAUAUGGUGGUAUUGUUUGCCCAGUCCAAAACAGGAGCACACAGCAGCCAGAAAGCAGCACAGCGAAAAGGCCCAUGCCUUGCAGCUGCUUUUCUGGUGACUCUACCUGCAAUUCUCGCGGCGCAUCCUCUGUAGUCCAGCGCGAAUGGAAAUACGCCAUCGAAGUCAAGUCACGUGGCGGACGCGGCGACAUAGGAAUUGUCUCUCCGUAUAGUAUAUAUGUCAAUCCUCAUGUAAACAGAAUACCAAUUGUGGUCGCGCAUGCGCAGCGGUCGAAUACGGUGCUUGGUAUAGUUAAGGGCAUACCGUAUUUUGCUGUCACUCUUUAGCGAAGCUUCGUUCAAGUAUUGCUUAAAUAAUGGCCUUUGAAGCUCUUUGGCGUGUGGUGCGCUGCCAUACGAAAGACAGACGGCCUGCAUGGGCAAUCGCUACAUGAGGUCAGAUAUACGCACGUUCGCAUGCACGCACAUAUACUCAUGCACACCUCGCAUUGGCUUUUACAGCGAAGGUGUAUAUGGCUAGCCGAUUCGUCCGUCCGUCUGUCGCCUGUGCGCCGAAAGCUCCUCCGGCGCAACCCCAUGCGCAUGCGCGAAAAAAAUUAAAGGACGCGCGAUUGGCUGCGCCACGUCGUUGCUCUCCGUCGCAGCCGAGCGCGCGCGCAGCAGUUCCUCUUCGGCUCCGAAAUGGCUAGGCCACGCGUCAUACAUACUCCUGCUGAGGAGCAGACAGCUUUCGAUCAGCAAGGCGGCGAGCAGAACUGGGAACGAGCUCGUCUACGCCGUGCCGAUGCCGCAGCCCGGGCACAAUUAAGAACAGGAUCGUGCAGCCGAGCGCAAGCAGCACUGCGUACCGAGAAUCCGGCAGCAUACCAAGCCGUCGUUUCAAGAGCCGUCGGGAUUAACCCAGUGAUAAAAACCGGGGCCGCAUAUUUAAGCUUCGCUGGUUAAUCUGUACCGAGUGCUUGGGCGGUGAUUUUUUUUGUGAGCAAGUCAUCAAGAUUUAAAAACACCGUUAAACCUUUCUCGGGAGUAGUUCCGGCUGUCGGUUAUAUGUCGUUCACCUGUUCUUUUUUUUUUUUUUACCUCUUGAGAUGAUGGUGUUCAAACGCAUUUGUCAAAUAUAGAGUGCGUGCUGAUCGCGGUGGCCGUAUAAGGUGCGGCGGAAGGUGUUUUUUCCGCCGGUAUUUUCAGAGCUGCCGAGAGUGCGUAAACGAUGAAGAGGCUGUCACGCAAAGCAUGCUUGUGCCCGUUAUUGCCGUAAAAGAAAUGCCCAUGAUUAUAUUGCGCUUAGUGUUACACUGGCGAACAUAAGGGACAAGACGCGGACGUACAUAGCGCAACAUCCACUAUCCACUUCAUUGCUUUACUAAAAGAAAUGUCUUUGGACUGCGCGAAGGUCCAAGAAUAUUCGCCGCCGCGGUCUGUACUGCGCAUAGCUGUCGGGAACGCGCAUACUCACGAGAAAGCGUUGCACAAAGCGCAUACUCCUGAACCCCGCAUUCUGGCCACACAUGAUGCACCAACAACCUUGCAGACAGAGCACGAUACAUAAAAAAAAAAAGAAAAACUUAGGACUAUAUUUUGUCUUGGUAUGACGCUGAUGCAAGGUAGGGCUGUCGCAACAACUUGGGACUGACGCCUUUUUUUUAUUAUUAUUAUUAUUAUUAUUAUUAUAGCGACCCGACUGUCGUGCAGUGCCAAUGCGAAACGUUCAUCGGGGAGUUCUAGAUUUCGAGCAUACGCAAAGUUAUGGGCGCAAACCGCCGCGCUUACAAAAUAACGCGAAAAGGUGCACAAAAGAACCCCAAUGUUAUACGAAAGAACGCGAAAAGGUACACAAAAGAACCCCAUAAAAGCUAUACGAAAGAACGCUAGCCGGGCGUUACGUUUCCCUUUGGUCUCUUUGGGCAUGCCAGACCCGUUUGCGUAUAAGCAACGCCCAAGACUCCCUGUUAACUCAUGUGACCAUUUGUACUUAAGUGCAGUAUGUGCAAAUGUUGUCGGUACGCCUUCUUAGUUUAAUAUUCUUUGGUUCUCUGUUUGUGAGGACGGUUUAUUCAAAGAUUGUGCGCACCACCAAAGUAUUUUGGCGUGCUCCGAUAGACACGUAAAAGAGGACAGGAGAGCUGACGCCUCUCUUGUCCCCUUCUGCGUAUCUUAAUAGUCUUUUUUUGUUGUGCUAAUAAUAAGUACUAUACCUGUACCUAGUGAACAGCAACGAACUUGCCCAUUAACGAGUCUUACAGCAUGCAGGAAAUUCAAGUGCCUUACCUAAUGCACAGCAUUGCAGCUGCCUAUAUAUAUUGUUGCGGGGGUCGCAUGUAUAUACUGCUUAAAAACGCGUACUUAGCGUAUACGUGCGCAAAUGCUGUAAAUGCGUCGUUUUAAGAAGAGUGUCGCAAAAAAAAAAUUCGCUUAGUGUUGAGACCAGUGCACUUUCAAAACUAUACCCCCUCAGUGCACAUGUGACCAAGCGCACCUAAUCUUUUUCCUGUAUGCGACUUUACGCCCACUAGUUCGUGGGAUGCUAUAGCAUGUUGCGCUUUUGUUGGAGAAGGAUGCCACCAGGGGCUGCGAUUACUGCACAUAUAUUUGUCUACAAGUAUACACUUCAACAGCUCGCACGUGCUUGUGAGAGUUAUAAUAAAUAAUAUUUUUAAUAAAGAAAAUGACGUUCGCCUGGCUAUUGGGUGCAUCUUUUUUUUUCUCUCUACAGUUAUGAAAACGACCAUUGUCGCCAAUGCAAUAAAUAUACCUGCAUUAAAGUUCAGUAAACCAUGA